AAUCCCUAGUCCCCCUCCCUCUUAUUUUUCUUUUUUGCCGCAAAAAAAAAAAACACUUUCUCUCUCUCUCUCUCUGAUUCGAUCUUCUUCUUCUUCAUCAUCUUCCGCUCAAUGCUUUCUCUCUCUUCCCGCUGAUUCUGCGAUCCCAUUCGUUAGAUUAACGAUCACGCAUCCUUUCAUUCAUUCAUUCAUUCUGUAGCCGUUCCUUUUUUUUAAUCGUUGGAUCUAUUUUAGAUUCUUUAAUCAAAUCGAUUGCUCUUCUCUACUCUUUUCGAUUUCGUCCUCCUCUUAAGAGAAGAUAGUUUAACAGCUUAAUCCUCUUUCCUUAAUCUUCUGUUUUCGAUCAGCUUUAGAGUUUUUUUUUUUUUUUUGAAAAUAGCUUUAGAGUAUUUUACUACUAGUUUACUUAAUUUUCUCGAAACAAUAGGGGAUGGAGAUCAGUUGCGGCGAGCUUGGAGCUUUUGGUGACGUGGAUCGAUUACGGGAAGACGAUCUCUUCAAAACGGUGUCGUUUUCAGGGUACCAGACUGUUUACGACACAGUAAGCUGGGCUUGGGAUGGUGAUGAUAGCAGCAACGCUUUGUUCAAUGAUCUGUUGAGCUUCGGUGAAGAGAUCAAUAGCUUGCCUGAGGAUCCCUUCUCUAUGAAUAUUAGAUCCACUUUGAACUCCUUCUCUGAUUGGUUUCAUGAGAUGGGUGAAGAAGCAGCCACAUUGCCUAACGAUCCCUUUUCUAUGAAGGAUCAUAAAGCAUCGGUUCUUGAUGGUGGAGGUGGUGAAGAGCCUCACUCCGCGUUUGAUUUGGUCAUUCCUUAUCUAGAGAUGAGAGACACUUUUGCGGUUGAGUCAGUUUGCAGGUCGUUGCGUGAUUCCGUUAGAAAAGAGUCUUGUUUCUGGAGAACCGUUGACCUCAGUGACUCCCUUCUCAAGUACAAAGUGACUGAUGAUUCCCUUCUGAAGCUAACGCGCCGCGCUCAAGGUCAUCUUCGGUGUUUGAAUCUGGGAGGAUGUGUGAGUAUCACUGAUGAUGGUUUGAUGCAAGUGCUAGCAAGCAAUCCGCUUCUCACAAAGCUGAGUGUAUCAGGUUGUCAUAGGCUAAGCACAGUAGGAUUGUUAUCCAUUUUAAGGGACUUGAGAUCCUCAAACCAACUAGGACUCGAAAGCCUUAUCACUGGUGGGGCAUUGUAUUUCACAAAGGAGCAAUUUAAAGAGCUGAAGUUAUUACUUGGAGCAGAUGGUGAAGAGGGAAAAUCGAGGAGGCGGAGAUUGUAUACAUCAUGUAGAUCAGACUUCUCUUUAGAUGACGAUCGAGGUACUGACAUAGAGAUAUGUCCCUGGUGUGAGAAACCGAGUCUGGUAUUUGAUUGUGCAUCAGAAACAUGUCCGCUGAAGGACCAUCCUUGUCCUAAACAGUCGUGCAGAGCUUGCGUAGUCUGCAUUGAACGUUGCCAUGACUGUGGGAGUUGCUUAAAUGAUUGUGAACACAAGCCGUUUUGUUUUGCAUUCAGCUGUGUGAUCUGCUAUAAGAAGAGGUCUAACCAGUUACAAGAGUUGCUUUGAAGUGAAAAGGAUUUGAGAAAUUAUCAACCAAAGUCUAAGAGAAGAGCUGGAAUAGGAAAAGGAAACAUAUUAAGAGACUCAGAAGGGCUUUUUUGUAUUCUUGGUGCGCACCGUAAGAGAUCUGAGCCGAACUUGUUUCUGCAAAGCAGACACAGGUAGAGAGAAGCAAAGACGAGAGCUUUGUUUGAGAGUGAAAGGGCGAAGAUCCAUAUGUGGAAUGUACAGGAGGAGAGAUACACACCAUUUACAUGUUUUUUUUUCUGUUCCUUGCUUCACAUCUUUGCCCCACUGGUAAUAAUAAUAGUAUGUAUCAAUACCAUUAGCUAAAGCCUGAAUGAUGGUGCUGAUGAAUGUGGAACUAAGUUGUAAUGAAUAUAUCUGUUACCAAGUCUUAAAAGAUUAGAUUUAAAGUUUAAAA
Molecule: messenger RNA, 1976 nt
Organism: Brassica napus (rape)
Lineage: Eukaryota; Viridiplantae; Streptophyta; Magnoliopsida; Brassicales; Brassicaceae
Product: F-box protein At3g27290-like
Exons: 2
Coding region: 431-1558 (375 amino acids)
Cellular component (GO): cytoplasm
Molecular function (GO): protein binding
Source: RefSeq, a predicted model, not a curated record